This is a messenger RNA of Anneissia japonica, 1075 nucleotides long. RefSeq lists its product as uncharacterized. Bases 298 to 657 code for a protein of 119 amino acids. The transcript has 4 exons. Lineage: Eukaryota; Metazoa; Echinodermata; Crinoidea; Comatulida; Comatulidae. The record is from RefSeq and is a predicted model, not a curated record.
UUUUAAAAUUGGGCAUUAUCUGCAAAUUUCACUAUAAAUACUCUGAGAAAAGGCAUUAUAUGUGCGAAACCUUACAUACAUGCAUUGAACGCUUGACUUCACGCAAGACAGAUAGUAAGUAACCAAUCAGAUGCUAGUAUUAACGAAUGUCUAAUUAACUAGCUUGGAAUCCUUAGCAGAUAAUGCCUUGUUUGUAACUGCUUUAUUUCGAAGAAUACUCUGAGAAAGUGCAUUAUCUGCUUUAUAUUUUACUACGUUUAUUAAUAAUUCUGCCACUAAUGUGAUUCUUGUGCCGAAAUGAAGCAAGUUACAGCGCAAUACCUUUUUAGAAAUCUUUUAGAAGAGGGUGUAAUACUAGGCAGAAACAAUGAAAAUGACAAUGAUGAGCCAAUGGACACCCCAAGCGAUAAAGAACCUACAGUAAAAAGCAUGAGUCCAAACUCAAAAGUUAUCAACUGGCUUGCAGGGCAACCACGUGGUAAACCAAAAAUGGACAGAAACAAUUUUCGCCACCGAGAUCAUGCUCCACUUCGAGGAAGGGAGGCUCGAGUAUUAAGACAGAUUCAUUUGAAUUCUCCUGAAAGGGUGGACACAGAAGCCGAAAGUCCACGUAGACAUUCGAGGAAAGAGAUGGUCCCCCGAAGACUAUUCUUUUAACUCCGACAACAAGCUUUGCAGAUGGACAGCAGGAUAGAGAAUGAUGACGUGAUGAGAAUGGAUAAUGGCUUGGAGAAUGGUGACCGAGGAGAGAAUGAUGACGCGAUGGAGAGGAAUAUCAGGACAGAGAAUGAUGGUCGGGUAGAGAAUAAUGACGCGAUGGAAAUGGAUGACCAGGUAGAGAAUGGUGACGCAAUAGAGAUGGAUGGCCUGAUGGAGAAUGAUAGCAGAGUGGAGAAUGAUGCGAUGGAGAUUAACGACCGGGAAGAAAACGAUGACGCGACGGAGAUGGAUGACCGGGCAGACAUAGAUGGCAAGGUGGAGACAGAAGGUGGAGAUAAGAUCGAAAACCAAGGUGCGCCGAUCGGCAACAAAGACGACAAAAGGUACUUUUUUAAAUACAAAUUUUAAUUUCACA